AUGAUUUAUAAUUUCGUUAAGCUAAGCGAAUUGAAAAAUCAUAGUAACAAAGAUGAAAAUUUAUUUGAUGUUGUUGGAAUCAUUAUAAAUGCUAAAAAUUUGGCAAGCAUAACAACGACCAAAUACAAUGACAGAAAGAAUAAAAGAGAAAUUGAGAUCAUUAGCACGGAAUCUGAACCAAUAAUGUUGACUUUGUGGGGAGAAUAUGCAACCAACGAAGGGAGUCAAUUAAUGGAUAUUCAAUCAGAAAAAUCAGUUGUUGCAUUCUCAUCAAUUUCAGUAUCAAAAUAUCAAGGAUUCUCUCUUUGUACAACUGGAUCAACGAUCAUUCAGAUAAAUCCUGACAUUUCAGAAUCAAAAGAAUUACAUAAAUGGUCAACAAUAGAAAUUGGAACUAUGAAAAUAAAGCAGACAAAAUCAAGAGAUACAAAAUACACAGAAGCAGAGCAUGACAAGUGGUUCUACAUUAAAGGAAUGAUAACAAAGAUCAUGAAUGAAGAAACAUGGUACAACGCAUGUGCUAAUUGUAACAAGAAGAUCCAAUCAAGAGGAAAUAGCGUAACAUGCGAUAAAUGUGAAAAGAAAGAUGUACAAUGUAGACCAAAGUACUUGAUAAGAUUCAGGGUUACAGAUUCAUCAGACACUAUAACUAUUACAAUAUUUGAUGAUAUUGAAACAGUUAUAGGAUGCUCACCAAGUGAAUAUGUGGAAUCAACAAAGAAGUACAAAAAUAAAUUACAUUCUUGCGUGUCCAAGAUUUACUAUUUCUACUUUAAAUUGGACAGCAGAAACAAUGAAAGUAGAAUAUCAAGAAGAAUUGUUGCUGAAAAAAUCAAAAAAGAAGAUGCGGAAAAGAACAAGAUCAUUGAUUUGGAAGAAUAUGCAGACAACAAAAACAAGAAAAUUAAAAUAGGGAAGGAUUACCUUUAA
This is a messenger RNA of Telopea speciosissima, 930 nucleotides long. Its product is annotated as replication protein A 70 kDa DNA-binding subunit B-like. The transcript has 8 exons. Gene Ontology annotation, biological process: DNA recombination; DNA replication; DNA repair. Bases 1 to 930 code for a protein of 309 amino acids. Gene Ontology annotation, molecular function: DNA binding. NCBI's taxonomy places the organism in Eukaryota, Viridiplantae, Streptophyta, Magnoliopsida, Proteales, Proteaceae. Gene Ontology annotation, cellular component: nucleus. The record is from RefSeq and is a predicted model, not a curated record.